Messenger RNA from Gadus chalcogrammus (walleye pollock), 5527 nucleotides. Its product is annotated as TRPM8 channel-associated factor homolog. NCBI's taxonomy places the organism in Eukaryota, Metazoa, Chordata, Actinopteri, Gadiformes, Gadidae. The record is from RefSeq and is a predicted model, not a curated record. The coding region runs from base 1018 to 3768 and encodes 916 amino acids. The transcript has 13 exons.
CGCUUACAAAUGUGCAGGACAUCGGGGGAAAGGAGAGAACAGGAUAAAUGCAUGCAGUACCACCGUUGUAUGCAAGGAACAUAGGAUAUUUUAAUGGCACAUUAGCUUCAUGUUGUUAGAAACACGGACAACUAAUAAUCGCUCGGCCGAUAGAGCUUCUUGUGUUCAGCGGGUGUGUCCGGAAAAUAGAUCCGUGUAGAAACGAAGGAUAUGUGGUCCACGGUUUUAGGUUCCGCUAUUGGGUUGUCAAUACCAUUACCAAUCCGCUUUGUAUCAUAAUUUGGUCUAAGUUCUUGCAAAGAAAAGCUUUCCAAAUAUAUCUAUGUUAAACUGGUUUGUUUGGGUUAUUUAUUUCGUUUUAGGGUUUAACGUUAGACAAACAGCAAGCUCAGUGCGUUUACCAUUUUCGAAAUUUACAUGAAUCUACCUCACUUAUGUUAUGCUAGUUAUGGACUCGUUGGGCUGACGUUAAUAUAUAAUAAUAAUGACAAUAAUAUUAAUCGAUAAGGGUUUUGUGGAUUCAAGGCAGGACGGGCUGGUUUUUCAGCUGACGCAUGAGUAUUGUUGUCGGAAGCUUUGGAAACACCCCGUUUACUUUGAAAGGUUUUUUCCGCAACCCCUGUUGUCCGGGGAAGAUUAUCAUCCACCACAUAUUCCACAGGGAGUGGUUGCACGAGUACCAUGAUUGACAUCACGGAAGCGUCAACGUCACCUGUCUUUACCUGUUCUGUCUCGUGGUGUGGAUCAAGCACUUGCGUUCACUUAGUUGUUCCCGUACCGGCACUGAUCUGGAGCAAAGGGAGGCAGGACCCCAUCCUGGAGGAACUACGACUACCUUAUGCUUCACCAAAUAAAAACAAGGAUACUACAUCUGCUUCACCAAGCUUUCAGCUUUGAUUCAACAACCAGGGUCAGAGCCCUUUAAAUUGGGAGAAACCUUUGCUCCAGUUGUCCCGCCUACACACUUCACACUCCCAUAACCCUCAGAGUAUUGCUCCACCCCACCCCAGCCUAAUUAUGGGCACCCUGUCUCACCAUGAGAAGGCCUACAUCUCCUUAACCUCAGGCCUGAAAGAGCUAGACCUUCGAGGGCCGGCCAUCCCAAGCGACCUGGUUCUGAUAGGAGACCACGCCUUCCCUCUGGCCAUGAACGCCCAAGGCCAGGUGCUGAUGGCUGCCUCCCUCUUUGGGCGUGGACGCAUGGUAGUCCUGGGUCACGAGAGCUACCUGACUGCCUUCCCCGCCCUGGUGGAGAACGCCCUCACCUGGCUCAGGGGCGAUGGAUCUGAAAACCCCCUGGUUGGUAUUCACCAGAGCUGUAAGCCAGUGGCGGAUAACCUCAGCCGGUCCGUGUUCCAGGCCCAGAUGGUGGGGGGCUUCCUCCAAGACCUGGGGUUGGGGGUGUAUGUGGUGGAUGCCUACAGCAUGGCUCCUGAUGUGAAGUCCCUGGUGGAGUUUCUGAAAGCUGGAGGGGGGCUGUUGAUCGCAGGGCAGGCCUGGUCCUGGGCUGGACAACACCCCAAGCAAGAUGUUCUGAAGGCCUUCCCAGGGAACCAGGUGCCCAGCGUGGCGGGGAUCUACUUCUCUGAGCACUGUGGAGAGGUUGAUCUUCUGCCCGUUUAUCCUCAGAUUCCAACCUCCUGGCUGGCUGUGGUAAUUGGCAAGGACUUUAAGGAUGAUUUGGAGUACCUUCUGCAGGGCGUGUCCGAGUUGGACAUCAGCGGUGGCGCGAUAGCCUCCGAGGUCCUCGUCCACGGCCCUCUGGCCUUCCCCAUCGGCACCACCCCGGACGGAAGGGCUUUCCUGGCUGGAGCCUACUAUGGCCGGGGCCGGGUCAUCGUGACCACACACGAGGGCUUCAUGGGCCGGCAGAACCUCGCUCCAUUUUGGAAGAACGCUCUCCGUUGGUUGGAUGAGGGCCGUAACGGGGUCUUUGGAAUCCUGCCAAAACUUGACCACGCCAUGACCCUGUUCAGCCAGAUGGGGGUGACCUGUCAGAAGUCAGGCUUCAGCAAGGACCUGAGUGUGUAUGUGUGCACGACUUACAGCAACAAGCAGGCAGAGGAGAUUCAGCAGUUUGUGGCUGAAGGAGGAGGCCUUCUGAUUGGUGGCCAUGCCUGGUACUGGGCCCAGAAACACCCGGGGCAAAGCCCAAUGAAAGAUUAUGAAGGGAACCACAUCCUGAACAAGAUGGGCUUGAGUGUGCUGGAAUCCACAGUCAAAUCUGGAUGCUACAAGGCUCCCGAUCCCGCCAAGGCCUGCAAGGACAACUACCACUUCCGCCGCAUGCUGCGGCGCUUUGCCAGUCACGUGACCCAGGGGGAGGAGCUUACAGCCCAAGAGCUGGUCGGUCUGAAAAAGCUAGGAGGUGACUGUGCCAGCUACCUGAACAUGAAGGCCCACCACUGCCCCUCCUACACCCAGGUGCUGUCCACCCUCACUGAGAUUGUGAUGAGGUCCGGCAUGCCAAAGGUGUGUGGUAGCUGCCCAGUGAGCAGCCCCAAGGACCACCUCCUCCUCAGUAUAGGGGCAGAGGUCUACAAGGUGUGCCCAGAUCCAGACGCUCUCCUGCCCUACCUCAUCAAGGACAAUCCAGCCAUGUGUGUGUUCUAUAACUACAGGAUCCCCAUCAAUGUCGACACCGCAGGUUCAGAGUGGAUCAGUACUGGACUCUACCUCUCUCCUGGUAUGAAGACAUACAUGGCUUUCCCUGCACAGAUUGUCAACAAAGGAUGGCAUGUCCAGAUAGGAUGUCAGACCGAUCACCUCCGCCAUGAGACCCUCAAGCGGGCCCCACGCGUCCACGAGCGCUUCCCCGUCACCUCGGAGAUGAUGCAGGUGUGGAACCUGUGGGGGGGGCUCCUGUACAUGGUGACCCCGCCCAAGACGCAGGUGGGAGGUGCAGAGGUCAUGGUGCAGGUGGCUGUUCCUUCCCCCUAUUACAAAUCUGGUGUGACGACACCGGCCGACUGGGCCCUGAUGCGCCAGUCCCCCGCACCCUGGGCAGAGCUGGAGUUUGAGAACAUCAUCUUCACCGUGCCGUCCGAUGCCAUCCGACACCUGGAGCGCCCUGAUGAAGUGGCGGCUCUCUGGAAUAGGAUCAUGAGGGGGAUCGCAGACCUGGCAGCUGUUUCCCACAAAUACCCGCGCAAGGAACGUUUUGUCGCCGAUGUGCAGAUUUCCCACGGUUGGAUGCAUGCAGGCUAUCCCAUCAUGAUGUGCUCCUCUGUGGCCCCAGAACUGGUUAACCCAGAGGCCUCUGGACGCAAAAACCUCUGGGGCUUCAUCCACGAGCUGGGGCACAACCAGCAGAGGGGCUGCUGGGAGUUCAAGCCGAACACCACAGAGUGCACGUGCAACCUGUGGUCGGUGUACGUGAAUGAAGAGGUGCUGGGGAUUAAAAGGGCAGAGGCACAUCCGGCUUUGAAGCCUGAAUCUCGGUUGUCUCGCCAAGAGGAGUACGUCAAGAGUGGCAGAAAUCUUGCGAGCUGGACUAUGUGGGUGGCCUUGGAAACGUACCUACAGCUCCAGGAGGCGUUCAGCUGGGCAGCCUUUAAGAAAGUGUUCGCCGCCUACCACGACAUGAGCGACGUGCCUGGGGACAACAAGGGCAAAAUGAACCUGUACACCAAGACCUUCUCCCUGGCCGUGGAGCACAACCUGUGUGCCUUCUUCAAGGCCUGGGGCUGGCCCAUAGAGGCCGCCACUGAGAAGGAGCUGUCCAAGCUACCUCCGUGGACCAACCACCCCAUGGCUCGCUAUCAGUGAACCUUCCUAUUGCUUCUGAUGAAGAGACCAUCCGUCAAGGAUGGAAAGCUAUGUUGUGGGACUCAAAGGCUUCUAUUCAUUUCCUUUUUAAAUGCUAUUGCACUAGUUGUGGUUGGUUAGAUUGCACUUUAUAUAUUUUACGCAGAUUUAGUGAGCUAAGCUAGAUGUCUUACUUAUGAAGUACUUAAGCUCAGUUGUGUCUAAAAAAAUCGAAUUCUGUUAUUUUUCAUGGGCGAAAUACAUUGGCCUUUGUCUUUGGAAGUAUGUUAUUACCAAUUUUAAAACAAUUUGUUAUGUUCUUAAAUGUUCUUUCGAAUGAAUAUACAUCAAAUAAUGUAAAAAGGUAAUAACAUGUGUUAUGAUUUUGCUCUCACACCCCUGGGAUCUGAAUUUUACAUCGUUAUGAAUUAUGUGACCCACAAAAUUAUCCAAAUUUAUAUUUGAUGGCAUGGUUCUUAAGAAAUGAAGGGUGUUUUUUCCUCAGAAGGAAGGUCAAUCUUUUUAAAUGUAUCUGUAUUGGAAUAUGUGUAUUUUUUUCUUUGUUUUCCUAUCAAUUAUUACAUUUUACUGUGGGCCUUAUGAUGUGAAACUGAAUCUUUAACACAAUCUAUAUAAGACAAAUUCACCUAAUGUUUCUGUCAGUUCAUUGAAUUGCCUCAGGAAGAGGGUUUGUUCCAUUAUUUAACAACAGUAGUGAGAUUAAGAAGUGCAUUAAUAUAUUAGCUACUAAUUGUAAACGGUUUCUCUUUAGGACCAUUGACCCUCUCUAAGCAAAGGCAGCCUUCGUUAACGUGCAUACCGGUCGACUUUGCAUCGCAAGCCAUUGUCGCUUAUGGUCGUUCAGACAGUGGAGCGCCCCAACUGGUCAAAGGAGGAAGCUCUGCCUCCAAAUGUUGAGGUAUUUUCGUGUAUGCGACAUGGUUGUUGGGCCAUUGUCAAAAACCACACAGAAAGGUCAAAAUACAGAGAAAAGAUACAGUGCUAUGUAGGAGAACAGAGAGAGUGAGUAUGAUGGAAAACCAGAAUAAUCGUAAUCGAAAAACAAUUUACAUAAAAAAAACAUUAAAUUGAGAAAAGCAUGUUGCAUAAAACCUGGGCUAGGGGUAUGAGCCAGUCAAGGAACUAGUAGAAAGGACAAGCUGGACAGCAAUGGGAGAGGAAUACAUUUGGAUGUGGCAAGUCAGAUGCCUCAAAAUCCCAGAGCAGUCAUAUUAAUUUCCUGAUAAUCUUUGGCAUCUUUGGCGGCUUAUCCUUUGGUAACGGAUGAGUUUUAGGCCCGAAGACCGUGCUAUAAAUUAAGCAAACUUCAGAACUCCCAGUCCAAAUCUCUGGGAGACUUUCUAUAAAACAUCUCAUCUGUCCCCGUACCCGUCGCUAUGGGCGGGCCAGUGGGAGCCAGGCCCGCCCCCACUAUAGAGUGGCGAAGUCACGCCCUUUCCGGUAGAGCCCAUGGGACCUAUGAAAUCGAAAAAUAUGAGUGGGUUUCAAUGGAGAGAAAGUAAUUAUUUUCUGGUCCGAGUCUUUAUAUUCCCCGGAUUACACAUGUUUUUUGUGGAUUUAAAUGAUAAUUUUUCAUGCAAAGAAAACUAAACAUUUUAUAUUCCCUGUAACGUUAGGGCUGGAAUGUAGAGUAGGACAAUAGGCUGAUGUUCUAAUCCAGGUGGAUCUAGUCCUGUGUUAUGAGUCCCAGGCUGUUCUAGCUGUUCCUUUUUGUUCUGACCACCAGACUGUGUUCUAAUCUAUCUGGUUCUAACUGUCA